GACACGUGCAAUGAGGCGCCACUUUGAGGAGGCCUCCACUCUGCCCCACCUUGACUCACUCUCAUCCCCGCCAAAGCCCAAGAAGGUUUGCCCCAGAAAACCUACAGCUCAGGAGGAGAGUUACAGCACCUCACUGAGUGACGAGGCGGUCCCCUACCAGGAGUUGGGAGGCUCCUGCUUGGAGGAGGAAAGGUGGGAGAUGGAGGAAGAGGAAGCGCAACAGAAGGAGCAGGGGGAAGAGGGACAGGAGGAGGAGGAAGAGGAACAGAAGGAGAAGGGGGAAGAGGAGGACGUCACUGUGGGGCCAGCAUCUUCAAGACCCAGAGGGAGAUGUACCACAACCUGAUGGUGCGCCUGAGCCCACUAGAGUCUUCUUUUAAGGCCUCCAGAAGGGUGUUAAGAGCUGCCAGACGGGCAGCUCUUAAAUCACCAAGAACUGCAAAAAAGAAGUUUUAAAUAAAGACUGAGUUUGUUAUUUAUAUAUAUAUUUUUUGUUCAGAAUAACAGAUGUGAAAAGUUGGUUUUAUUGUUCAAAGUGUUAUUUAGUGUUUGAUUGUGUGCAAAAAAAGUAGUUUUAUA
Molecule: messenger RNA, 579 nt
Organism: Monopterus albus (swamp eel)
Lineage: Eukaryota; Metazoa; Chordata; Actinopteri; Synbranchiformes; Synbranchidae
Product: myelin transcription factor 1-like
Exons: 2
Coding region: 11-346 (111 amino acids)
Source: RefSeq, a predicted model, not a curated record